CAUGUGUAAUAGGUCAUGCUUGUCAAAAUAACUGUUUCUUUGUCCUAUUAUCCUGGAUGCCAAUGUAUUUUCAUGAUACAUUUCCAGAAGUAAAGGUAAUUUAUUAUUAAUGAAUAUUUGUAUUAUAUACUUUGAUCAUAUGAUAUGUUAAGAUCCUUUUUGUUACUUCUAGGGUUGGGUUGUAAACAUGGUACCGUGGCUAUCCAUGCUGCCUUGUACAUUUUUUGGUAAAGCUCUUUCUGAAAAAAUAAUAAAAGCAGGAUAUUCCAUUACAGUGACACGUAAAAUAAUUGAAACAAUAUGUUUUUUAACGGAAAUUAUAAGUUUAUUAUUUUUAGGUACGCUUAUAGUCUGUAGAGAAGUUAGAAAAAAAUAUUACAAUUAAUUUUAAAAUAAUUUCAGCAAAAGUAGAAACUUUUCAAAGUGCAAUAAUUUGUCUUGCAUUUAUAAUUGGUGGAUCAGGUUUUCAUAAUAACGCAAUUGCAGUAAAUCCUUCAGAUCUUGCACCAAAACAUUCUGGAAGCGUAUUUGGAUUAAUGAAUACUGUUGGUGCCAUACCUGGUAACCUUUUACUUGAUAUAUAAACGUGAAAUUUAAUAUGUCAAAAAUUUACUAAUAAAAAUGUUUUCAGGAUUUCUUGGGGUGUAUUUUUCUGGAUAUAUAUUACAUGUAACUCGCAGCUGGCCUGUUGUAUUUAUAUUUAUUGCUGUGAUAGAUGCAUUAGGAUGUAUAAUAUAUUUAUUGUUUGGUUCGGGUCAAGCAAUUAUAUAAAAUGCCAUCCUUAUCAUAUUAUCCUUUUAUUAUUCUUAUUGUUCUUUUAUUGUAAAUAAAUCUUAUCCUUGAAAUUGGAAAGAAUUACUAAAACAAUAAUAAUUAACUAUUUAUAACUUUAAAGUAUAGACAAUUUUUCAUCCAGUAAAAAAAAUCCAGGAAAAUUCAUCUGAAAAUUCAUUUGUUCUUUCACGAACCAUGUUAUUUAUUUUUACAUUUCUUACUGUAUUAAUAGUUAAUUUCCAUAACUUCUAUACUAAUAGUAUAACUAUAUAGUAUAGUAUCUAGUAAUUGUAUUGAUAUUACGAGAAAUGUUGAAAGCAAUAAAAAAUUCGGUGUAAAUAAUUGAUUACUUGAUCUUGUUUUAUUGAAACUUAAUCUUUUACACAUGUUACAUUUAAUUAAUAUUGUAACUAUAAAAAUUUCAAAAACGUCUAAAAAAAUAUAUGAUAUAGAUUCGAUAAGAUAACACAUUCAAAAUGAAAUCUAACGUCUAAUGAAAAAAUCUAACAAUGCUCAAACGUGAUAUCUAUGUAUGAUUUUCUAGUGUAUAAUGUUAAAACGCAAUCGAUUAAAAUUCCGAAUUGGUAAUUGCCUACCAAUCGUUACACAAUAUUUUACGAAAAUAAAUUUUAGCGUAUUACGUCAAAUGUUAAAAUGUUUUUUUAAUUGACGAUGAAUAAAAGGCCAAUGCGAUGGGUUGAUACAUGUGAUUGCCACCUACAUGUAAAUGCCUCUUUAUUGUAGAUUGGAGCAGCAAGUGCCUGAUGCCUUUUUUAACGCGAGCAUGUGAACGGAUCUCGAGACUCGACUUUUCGACUUGGAACAUCUCCUGAGAAUUAAUGUACGCAGUAGGGACAAUUGCAGAGGUGGAGUUUUAUUUUUAACGGGACGAUCUGUACUUGUCUCCGCGAAGUUUUUGACGAACGUAUGAUUUGUUCGUUGACGCUUGUCGUUUUCACCGAUCGUUCGGUCGUGCCUGCCUCUGCCUGCUGCCGCGAAUGUGGAUACUUCACAGUGUGCUGUACUGCUGCUGCCACCGCUGUGCGUUUGAACUGUCCUCCACGGCUGAUUGCCUUUGGAUUUUAACAAAUCUUUCACAUUCGUGAACGCUUUGAAACUGGUUCGUUAUUGUACCAGACCCCGCCGCGAUUGUCACUUGAUAGCAACACCCGAGGCGCCAAAGCUGUCCGCAUCGGCGCUUUCUUUAGCCCAAGUGGUAUCAAUGUUGUCUGGCAAUGGUGUGUAAGGAGAACGUGGUAUCAUGGUUUGGGAAUCUGUCCAGUUAUAAACGCAUCGAUGUCAUGUGCACGUUAUUAAACAUGUGCCUGCCAUUUGAAGUACGAUACCUUGGCACUUGUGUAGAGGAUAUUGGUAAACGGGAUUACAAUGAUCUCCGUGAUACUGAACAUCAUGCAAACAGUGCCUCUGAUCUCGCAGAGUUAACAACCUUAGGUGUGGCAGAUAAGCGCACACGAAGAAAACUUGCUCUCUAUAUGGCAUUAUUACAUUCAUGUAAUUAUGCAUGUGCUGUAAUCUUGUACAAGAAUUUAUCAAAUUUUGACUAUCAAGAAAUCUCUAACCUAUUAAAUGGGACCACCUUUACACCGGAUGAUCAACCCCUAGAAGAGCUGCUCUUAUUGUAUACAAUGGCUUUAAAUCAUCCAGCAUUUACAUAUGAGCAGAAAAGUGUCUUCGGGAAUAUUUAUAUAAAGCUUCAAGAAGAAGAAGCUCGUCUGAAUCUCUCAAAAUCAAAUUCAUCUUAUAAACAAGAGAAAUGUCAAUGAGAAAUAAUAUGGUAACUGGAGUACCUCCUGGUCUUUCCAUGCCUCCACCUGGAUUAUGCCUGCCAACUCCAGAACAAAUGCCAAUGGGAUCAGGUGGUGCAACACAAUACCUUCACCUUGGCUUUCCAUCAGUAAAUCAUAUGCCACCAUGGACAGGUCAGGUUAUGAUGGGGAAUCAACUGAUGUAUCACACUGGCGACAUGUUGGCUUAUCCACCUUCCCCCUUAGUCAGCCGUCAAUCGUCACCAUCCCAGUCUCGAUCUCCUAGUCGUAGCAAUUCCCCAAUGGGUCGCAGAAAUAAUACAAUGCCACGCACCUCUUCACAAGUGACUCAAUCUACUUCGAAUACCUUAACAUCAACGAGUGCCUCUAACAGUCAAACAAGCAUCUGCAGCUCAAAUGUCAAUUCCCUUCCUCCGCUUCCCACACUGGGUACGAACAGAAGUCAUCCUAGUCAACCUCCAUUGCUUCCAUCACGCUCUGUUCCCUUGUCUAUCAGCAGUUCUACUACUUUUUCACGGCAUAAUAGCAUCGAGAAUACUCCUUCUACCUUAAUUCCGGCAGCACCUCAAUCAAAACAACCACCACCGCCACGACUGCGAUCUUCAAUUUCUGGUGAUUCUUUACGAGAAACUUUAGGGAAAGAAAUGCCAAAUUUCAAAGGCAAUUUGCAGAAUUUUUCUCUUGAUGAGAUCCGAAGAAUGAGUGAUGAGGAUUUGAGGGAAAUAGGAUUAACACCAAAUGCAGUAGGACAAUUAAGAAGUAUCGUUAAGAGUCAAACUACUAACGGCUUAAAUCAAAUUUCUACUGAUAAAAAAUUAGAUAAUACUAAUAGCACAACACAUACAGUUGUAGAUUCAGUUGAAAAUGAGAGUAUACCGGGAAUGGAGAUGUUGAAUGAUAAUGGAAAUCAAAGCAGUAAGUCAAUGCCAUUACAGGAACAGCAUCCAGCAAUGCAUCAUCAUCAUAAUCAUGCAGCUACUCCUAAUUUACGGCGAUAUCCUACUAUGCCACCAUUAGAUCCUGCGCAAAUACAAAUGUAUCCCGCACCGCCACCGAUGUAUGCUGCACAGAAUGCACCAUGCUAUGCCUGUCUUACCUUACCUGUUGCCGGGGUACAAAAUCGAUAUUCAAGGUGUAAUGCUCAACACGUGUAUUGUUUAACGCAAUUACAAGCCUUGAGGUUAGAUCCUGAAAGUAGCAAACACUGUUCACAGAGCAGUAGUUCUGAUAGUACCGGUAGUAGAUCUCCUCCAGAAACUCCUCCGGCAGCACCGUGGGUGAGCGGAAGUGAGAGUAAUGCACCGCCAGUUACUGACCACCUUAGCUCUGCACCGGUACAUUCUACAAGUGCUGUAUCACAUCCAGCAUCCCAACAGCCUAUACAGUCAGGCCCGGAAAGGCAACGUAAUAGAAGAAAUCAGACGCACGUAAUAAAAUAUAAUCAUAAAAAUCAAAUGGUGAACGGCGGUGGGCCACCGAAUCUUUCGCAAUGCGUUUCCUUUCCUGCGCCACCUUCGCAGUCGCAGGUCACAUAUCUGCCGCAUGGUCAUUUCCCGGCUUUGAGACCGAGUAGUGGUAUUUAUUCUAACUUCUCGCAUGGACCGUAUGCAAGGCCAGCUUAUCCGGCCACGUACCAACCAAAUGGUGAAAUGAUGUAUCAAUAUCCUGGUCAUCCAUCUUCGGGAGGAACACCACCACCUCCACCAAAUGCUGCGACACCCGUUCAGGCGCCGUAUAUGCCACCUACUCCAGUUGUCACAUACGCACCAGCUGCCGUCCCACCAACGAAAAUUUCGUGUUAUAAUUGUGGCAGUAAUAGCCAUCUUGCAAUUGACUGUAAAGAUCAAACAAUGGAGGAUCUCACCAAAAAAGCUCAAUAUCGCUUAGAUUACAGUAUAAUGAAACAACCUGGAGAGUGCCCAAGUUCUGACAAGUGAUCCCCUGCCGCGGACCAUCCAGCAAUUUAUCAUUAUCAUUAUUACCGUAAUUACUGUUACCAUCAUUGUCACUAUUAUUAUUACUACGAACCCGCCACAGCAAUACAACCUAAGUACCGUUCGAAAGAUGACUGCUAUCGCUCCUUGUGCAAGUUUUCGGUGAUUUUUGUAGACAUCCCUUAUAUUCAAGAUGACGAUUUUUUAACAGAGGAAGUUUCACGAUUCACGGUACCAGGUAUACUUUUUACAAGUUCUUAUUUAUGAUAGUAAUUCUUAAUUAUGUAAAAAGAUGUAGCGUCAUGUAUAAAAAGUAAAACGAAAAGAAGCAUAACGCAGAAUGCUCUUAUUUAUGUUUUUAGAAUACAUUUUGAAAGAUUUGUGUUAGGUAUUGACUUGUGUCUUACCAACGAUACGUAUGAAUUACAUAUAGAGACACAUACACAUACAUACUCACAUACACAUUCACAGCACGCCCAAUUUCUCACUAUUUCUCUAGUAACUAGCCAUAAAAGGAAUACAAGAAAAAAAGAACGCAUUGUGCUCUGAUUAGAUGAAACUACCAUGUUUGACUAUAUUUAUCAUUGAUACUUUUACUUCUACUAGUAUGUCCACUACUACUAUUACUACUAUUACU
This is a messenger RNA of Heterotrigona itama, 5132 nucleotides long. NCBI's taxonomy places the organism in Eukaryota, Metazoa, Arthropoda, Insecta, Hymenoptera, Apidae. The record is from the annotation of a GenBank genome assembly.